GCCGCAAGGUUACAAACGGGAAGGUGGCUGUUGAGUCUUUAGUUGUUACAACUUGUUCAGAGUGACCGAAAUCGUUUACAGGAUGAUCGCGAAAAUGUUCAGCAUCCUUCUGCUGGUUAUGCUGUGCUUCUCUUGGGCAACAUCAGUUGAUUAUGCUUGCCCUCCUUCGAAUAAAAUGAGUUCGUGCUCCCCAAAAUGUAAGGACGACACACAAUGCCAUGGGAAAAAGUGUUGCCCUAACAUUUGCAACACUAAGUCUUGCGUGCCGGAUCACUUGCUGGAAUCUACUAAAAACGACGGAUACAAAAACCAACAUUCAAAAACAGCCACUGGCAGCUAUUGCGGAAAUGUAAAAUGCAAUCCGUUUGAAAAGUGCGAGCUGGAUAAAUCCACCAAGAGGCAAAAAUGCAUGCGUACAUAAUAAUCUGCUUAUAGUGAUUUAGUAUUAUUCAGUAGUGUUGCUUUGUCAUUAAUGAAUUUAUAUAAAAUAACAAAUAAUUAAAAUAUCAGGAAAAGCCUCUAUAAAGUGGCAGGAAUGCUUGGGACCUACCUAAAUGUGCAUCUUCUCUUAUUUAAUAUAAAAAACCUCAUUCCAG
Molecule: messenger RNA, 596 nt
Organism: Dendroctonus ponderosae (mountain pine beetle)
Lineage: Eukaryota; Metazoa; Arthropoda; Insecta; Coleoptera; Curculionidae
Product: antileukoproteinase
Exons: 4
Coding region: 83-421 (112 amino acids)
Source: RefSeq, a predicted model, not a curated record